AUGUCACAAAUACCGCCUCAGGUGCAUGAAACAAUAGAACAGUUCUUCAAAAGUAGUUCGACUUGGUCACUAUUUUCGUUUCUCAAGUACAGAGAGUGUGUAGACGAUUUCACAUACGACAAAGUGAAAGAGCAUAUGUUAUACAAGAGUGCUCUGAAUUUGUUAUCCAAAGAUCACGAUCAAGCUCGAAAGUGUCUUCUUAAUUUUGAGCCAGCUGAAUUCGCUUUGGCGGGUGAGAGUGGAGUUCGUCUUCCCUCAGGCAAUGAGAGAUCUUCUGAGAAAGUCCUCAAUUUCUGGACAACGAUCGAAAAAAAACGCUACGGGGAUCUGAUUGAUAUCGCAAGGGCUGAUGGUGUCUUGCGCAUGUUAGAAGGCACGACCGCUGGUCAACAGCACGUUUUUAAUAUUCAGCAACAAGACCUCCUCGGUCUAUACCAAUCCGGCGACAAUGAUUUGACAAAUACAUCAAUGAUGACAUUGUCAAAUAUUUUAAAUCACCCAGGAAAGCGCAAGUCUGAGGGAGAUCGUCAGCCCAAGACACCACCUAUGAGACCUCGUAAAGUAACUGUUACGACCCCAGAAAAGCCAACCCUUUACAAACACUCUAUGCAACACCUGGCUAAACAUUUUUCAGUCUACGUUAACAAUCAAUGUGUGAUAAUGAAGGUAGAUCAUGUUGAUCUAAUUCCGAAAGAAAUUCGUAUUUGGAUUGUAAAUGUUUUAUCAUCAGAAAAAGAUGUGUUCGAAAACAAUAUUAUGGCUUCACUAAAUUCAACUCCAGCCCAUCCAUUUCAGCAAGUCUGCAAAACGAUUUUAUAUGAUUUUUUUUCCAUGACUGAUAAAGGCCCAUUGAAUCGUUUUAUCGGAGAAAGGAAGUAUACCGUGGAUAGGAUAGUGCCUUUAUUCAAGGCGAUUCAAUCGGUAUAUCGAGAGUAUUCAUUUGAUUGGAUCGAAGUACAAGCAAGUUGCAUAAAAGAUAUAAAAGAAUUGUUUCCAGAAUUCGAUUUCACACUAAAUAAAGUUGAUGGAAUUGGUUCUAAGGUUUCAAGCAAUAAAGAAAUCAUAUUUAUUGAAGUAUCUGGAGGACCAGAGAAUGCUGUUCUAAAACACAUUAAAGAGGAUACUGAAAAGCUCAUCAAGGAGGCUAUGUUUGGUUUGAUCUCUUUGCUUAGAGGCUACCUAGGUAAAGACGCGGAAAAAGCAAGAAACAUAUGCGUAUAUAUGGUGCAAUGUAUAGGCGAUCGAAUUACGCUAAGUGAACUCUGUCUCGAUAAGAAGCAUUUUUAUAAAAUUUCGCAGAUUAAGUCUGCUAUGCUACCAUUUUCUUUUGAUGAAGUUGAAAAAUUCAUGGAAGUCUUCGAACUAUUAUAUGCUUUAAUAGAUGGACUUAAAAAACAAACAAGAGAAUUAAAAAAAUUAAUGCUUUCUGAUCCUAUUAGUAAUGUACCCACAAUUCGAGAUUGGAUCUGGGUCCCAAAAAAUCUUUUAACGUGGGAAGCUACGGAAGUUAUAUAUGAAGAUUUAAACUAUGAAGAUUUGAACUAUGAAGAUUAA
Messenger RNA from Dentiscutata heterogama, 1554 nucleotides. NCBI's taxonomy places the organism in Eukaryota, Fungi, Glomeromycota, Glomeromycetes, Diversisporales, Gigasporaceae. The record is from the annotation of a GenBank genome assembly.